Messenger RNA from Puccinia graminis f. sp. tritici CRL 75-36-700-3, 600 nucleotides. RefSeq lists its product as uncharacterized. Lineage: Eukaryota; Fungi; Basidiomycota; Pucciniomycetes; Pucciniales; Pucciniaceae. The record is from RefSeq and is a predicted model, not a curated record. The coding region runs from base 1 to 600 and encodes 199 amino acids. The transcript has a single exon.
AUGGACAUUGACCUAUGGGAGAAAGCACUAGAAAAUGCUGGUAUUGCUUUGAAGUAUGCAGAUGUAUUGCGUGGUUUUAAACAUGGUUUCCAUCAAGGAAUCCCAUCUCAUAGAAUUGGCAAUCUGCGCUGGUUCACUCCAGAUAACCACCGAUCAGCAACUCUAGCUGAAGAGAAAAUUAAAGAUUCAAUGGAAAAAGAAUUAGCUGCAGGUCGUAUGUUCGGCCCAUUCACAUGGGAAGAAGUUGCUCGGAAAUUUGAAUUUUUCAGAACAAGCCCACUAGGAGCAGUCGUGAACGGAGACGGAUCUAUACGACCGAUAAACAAUUUAUCAUACCCACAUGAAGACCCUUUGACUCCAUCAGUUAAUUCUUUUGUGCGGAAAGAAGAUUUUGAUACUACUUGGGACAACUUCAAUCAAGUAUCAUCCUUUUUUAAAUCUUGCAAAGAACCGGUACUCCUGGCCCUAUUUGAUUGGGAGAAAGCGUAUCGCCAGAUCCCAACUCAUCCGUCUCAGUGGCCUUAUUUGAUGGUUAAAGGUAUGGAUGAGAAUUUGUAUCUAGAUACAAGGAUCACUUUUGGCGGAGUAGCGGGAUGCUGA